AUGAUUACUUUUAAUCAUAAAAAUAUAAUCAAGCAAGGUACUCAAGUUCAAAAAAGUGAGAGUAUGAACAUUAAUAAAAUCUAUGUUAGAUUCAAAAAAAUUUGUAGGAAUAUGGCAUUCUGUAGUUAUUGACCAUCGAUGA
This is a messenger RNA of Paramecium sonneborni, 142 nucleotides long. NCBI's taxonomy places the organism in Eukaryota, Ciliophora, Oligohymenophorea, Peniculida, Parameciidae. The record is from the annotation of a GenBank genome assembly.